AUGGCCGCCAACACCCAGGAAAACAUCACCCAAGCUGCAGUGUCCGACGCUGUGCGUAUCGAGGCUGAGCGUGCUGCUGAGCAGCUUGCCAAAGCUACCGGUGCCACCGGCGCCUCUGUCGAGGCCGGCGUCGACCUGACUGAUCUCAGCGAGAAGGAAGCUCGUAAGCUCGAAUCUGAAGAACACAAAGCCCUCGGUUACCGUCCACCAAAGGGUUCGCUCGCUGCUGAAGCCAAGGCGGCUGCGGCCAAGCAUCCCGAGGGAUCCGGCGAAGAGCUCAACAGAGCGGACUUGCGUGACGUGGCGCAACUAGACGCCGCUCGAGUGGAAUUGGAGCAGAGCGCUCCUUCGACAGGAGCACUUCUUGACCCUGAAGCGGUGGUCGGGGUCGCCGGCCUUACCGAGAAGGAAGCCCGCAAGCUCGAGUCUGAAGAGCACAAAGCACUCGGCUACCGCCCCCCUCCCCACUCGCUCGCCGCCGAAGCCAAAUCCGUCGCCUCCAAAGACCCCGCCGGCUCCGGCGGCCCGGAGCUCACCCGCUCCGAGCUGCGCGACAUCGCGCAACUGGACGCCGCGCGCGUCGAGCUCGAGAACGCCGGCAUCAUCGACGGCGCGGGCGCGGUGGACGGCGUCGGCGUGGGCCCCUUCAGCGCGAAGGAGGCAAGGAAGCUCGAGAGCGAGGAGCACAAGGCGCUGGGGUACCGCCCGCCGAAGGACUCGCUCGCCGCGGAGGCGAUGCGGGAGGCUGCGAAGCACCCCGAGGGCGCCGGCGAGCCUGAGCUGAACCGCGCUGAAUUGCGCGAGGUGGCAGAGCUGGACGCGGCGCGCAUCGAGGCGGAGAAGGGCGCGGCUGCUGGUGCGACUGGCGGCGUCGUCGGCGUCGCUGUCGACCAGGACGUGAGCUUGGAGGGCCUCAGCGAGAAGGAGGCGAGGAAGCUCGAGAGUGAGGAGCACAAGGUGCUCGGGUACCGCCCGCCGAAGGGCAGUCUCGCCGCCGAGGCGAUGAGCGAGGCGGCGAAGCACCCCGAGGGCGACGGGCGCGAGCUCAACAGGGCCGAGCUGCGCGAGCUCGCGAAGGCCGACGCCGUCCUCGUCGAGGCGGAGAAGUCCGGCGUGGCCACGUCACCCACGCUUUCCGCCGCAUCGUCAAGUGCGCCCCCGAUCGACCUGAACAGCAUCAACGCGAAGGAGGCAAGGAAGCUCAUGUCGGAGGAGCACAAGCUCCUGGGGCACCGGCCCCCGCCCGGGUCGCUCGCGGCCGAGGCGCAGUCCGCCGCGGCGAAGCACCCCGACGCGCCGGGCGCUGCUGGUGGCCGGGAGCUGAACCGCGCGGAGCUCAGAGAAGUUGCGGCGGAGGAUGCUGUGCGGAUUGACGAGGCGAUUGAGCCGAAGAUCCGUAGGGGCAGCAGGGGAAGCCGCGGGAGCACUGGGAGCGUUGGGAGGAUCAGUCCGACUGGGUUGACGGGCGCUGCGGCGAAGAUCGAGCUCGACAAGAUCAGUGCCAAGGAGGCGCGGAAGCUCAUGUCGGAAGAGCACAAGAUUUUGGGCUACCGCCCCCCGCCAGGCUCGCUCGCCGCCGAGGCGCAGAGCGCCGCCGCGAAGCACCCGGAGGGCGUCGCGCCGAAGAAGGAGCUCAACCGGAAGGAGCUGCGCGAGGCCGCGCUCGAGGACGCCGCGCGCAUCGAGGCCGAGCGGCUCUCGCAGUCGCCGCCGUCGCUCAGUGCCACGGGCGAGCUCAGCCCGCCUGCGUUUGGUGGGCUCAGCACGGGCACCGCGCCGUCUGGGAAUUUGGACCUCGAGCAUAUGGCGAAGGACCAAGCAAGAGAGCUGCAGAGCGAGGAGCAGCGGAUUCUGGGGUACCGACCCCCGCGGGAGUCGAUUGCCGCUGCUGCGCAGAGUCUGACGGAUCGGAUGGAUAACGCGCCCCGGGGGAUUCGUGUUUGA
Molecule: messenger RNA, 1944 nt
Organism: Gloeophyllum trabeum ATCC 11539
Lineage: Eukaryota; Fungi; Basidiomycota; Agaricomycetes; Gloeophyllales; Gloeophyllaceae
Exons: 5
Coding region: 1-1944 (647 amino acids)
Source: RefSeq, a predicted model, not a curated record